Messenger RNA from Camelina sativa (false flax), 953 nucleotides. Lineage: Eukaryota; Viridiplantae; Streptophyta; Magnoliopsida; Brassicales; Brassicaceae. The record is from RefSeq and is a predicted model, not a curated record.
AUGUAUCGGCCUCCAACUGUGGAAACAGAAUUUCCUAAACGCCUAUUUAGAGAUGGAUUUGAGCAACAAGUGAAGAAGAUUAACAAUUCCUAUCGAAUUUCUAUCUUGGGCAAAGUCAAACAAGCAUUACCUAAAGAGUAUGAGAAAGUGAAGAAUGAUCCAGUCUUUUCACAUGUCUUUGCAAUCUACGAGAAUGGUUUAGGGUAUUCAGGGCGUUUGAUACACAGCAUGAUGUCUAGGCAAUUGGUUACAAAGAAAAAAAGAGAGAUAUGGUUUGUGUUUGGAGGGAAGCCACUCAGAUUUUCAAUGCAAGAGUUUCAUGCUGUGACUGGGCUCAAAUGCACUGCCGAUUCUAGUUGUGAUUUAGAGAAUUGGAAAGAUGAUGGUGGGUUUUGGAGCAAAUUGAUGAAGAGAAAAGCUGGGUUGGUUAUGGCUAAGGAUGAGAAAAAGUAUAUUCCACUCAAAUACAUCCAGAUGGUAAUGGAUCUUGAUAAGGUGAGGACUUAUCCUUGGGGUCUUAAAGCUUUUAAAAGUCUUGCUAAGUCUAUCAUAGAAAAAAGAGAAGAUUUGAAGAAGAUCAAUAGCUAUGCAUUAGAUGGUUUCUCAUAUGCAUUUCAAAUAUGGGUGAUGGAGGCAAUUCCAGACAUUGGAAAGUUGUUGGGAGAAAAGAUUAUCACAGAAUUUAGAGAAGCUCCUCGAUGUUCUAACUGGAAAGGCGCAGCCAAAGUAUCAUAUGAUGAUAUCAUCCAACUAGAAAGUACAUUUGCAACAUUAAAGAAGCUCGUACGAAGAUUGCAGUUGAUUUGUGGGAAGCAGCAUCUGAUCCUGUGUUCAUUGAGCGAAUGGGAAAGUAUGAGCCUCCAUCUAUAUUGCCUCAUAUUGUAGCCCUUAGUUAAAUUUAAGAUUUUGCUAGGAUUAUUAUUGCGACGGUAGUAUGUCACUCACGUCAUGUU